Messenger RNA from Planococcus citri (citrus mealybug), 705 nucleotides. Its product is annotated as cytochrome c oxidase subunit 3-like. Gene Ontology annotation, biological process: aerobic electron transport chain. NCBI's taxonomy places the organism in Eukaryota, Metazoa, Arthropoda, Insecta, Hemiptera, Pseudococcidae. The transcript has a single exon. The record is from RefSeq and is a predicted model, not a curated record. Gene Ontology annotation, molecular function: cytochrome-c oxidase activity. Gene Ontology annotation, cellular component: membrane.
AUGAACUUAAACAAUUUUUAUUUUAAUAUUAAAAUUUCUCCUUGACCAAUUAUAAUUUCUAUUAAUAUAAUAAAUAUAAUAUUUAAUUUAAUUUUAUUUUUAAAUUUUAAAUUUAAUAUAAUAAUAAUUAUUAUUUUAUUGAUUAAUUUUAAUACAAUAAUAUUAUGAAUUAAUCAUAUAUAUUUAAUUAAUUUUAAAAUAAAUUAUUAUAAUAAUUUUAUUAAAUUAACUAAAAAAAAUUUUUUAAUAUUAUUUAUUUUAUCAGAAAUAAUAUUUUUUUUAUCAUUUUUUUACAUUAAUUUUUCUAUUUAUUAUUUUAAUAAUAUUAUAUUUAACUUUACUAAUUUAAAUAUAUUUAAUUUAAAUUUUUUUAUAGCUCUAAUUAACUCAUUAAUUUUAAUUAAUUCAAGUUUAACAUUUAUAAUAACUUUAAUAUAUAAUUUAUCAUAUAAUCUAAAAAUAUUUAAAUAUAUUAAUUUAACAAUUAUAUUAAGUUUAUAUUUUAUUAUUAUUCAAUUAUUUGAAUAUAAAAUAUUACAAUUUAAUAUUAAUAAUUCAAUUUUAAUAUCAAAUUUUUACAUACUAACUUCAUUUCAUAUAUUUCAUGUAAUAAUAGGAUCAACAAUUAUAAUUAUAAUUAAAUAUUUAAAAUUAUCUUCUUUAAAUAAUAUAAAUUUAGAAUUUAAAAUAACCUGUAUCUAUUGA